Molecule: messenger RNA, 1371 nt
Organism: Erythranthe guttata (spotted monkey flower)
Lineage: Eukaryota; Viridiplantae; Streptophyta; Magnoliopsida; Lamiales; Phrymaceae
Source: RefSeq, a predicted model, not a curated record
AUGGAAUCCGAGCACCCAACACCGGCGGAAAUCGUCGCCUCGAUCUACCAUCUUCUGACGAGAAUCCUGCUACUCCUCCCCAUAAAAUCUCUCACGCGCUUCAAAUCGGUGUCGAAAGAAUGGCUGUCUCUCAUCUCCGACCCAGAGUUCUGCCAUCUCCGCAAUCCCAAUCCAAAUCCCGCAAUCGGCCUCUUUUUCCCCUCCGACGAACCUCAUCGGUGGUUAUCUCUCCCAUUCCACGCCAACAGAUCAAUUCCCCCGCCGUUUAGGUCAUCGGAAUUCACCGGAGACUCUCUCGGCUUCAGAAUUAUUCAAUCCUGCAAUGGGCUUCUGCUCUGUAUCAGCUCCCCUCGGUACCAUAAAAACCCUAAGUACUGUGUUUACAAUCCGACAACCAAUUGCUUCUCCGAGCUGCCGAAACCCAACGAGAGAAUCGUGUUUUUGAACGCGGUGUGUUGGAUGAGCUUAGCGUUUGAUCCUGCUAUGUCUCGUCACUACAACGUUGUUUGCCUCAGCAUCUUGUCGGUGGGAGUAAAUUCCGGCAACAAGGUGUUUCAGAUCAGAGUGUACUCGUCGGAGACUGGUUCCUGGCAAUUAUGCGGCGAGCAAUUUGAAGCUACGGUUAAUUUCGACAAUGGUGUCUAUUGGAAUCGCGCGGUCCAUUGGCUGGGUUCUGGGAAAGUAGACUCGUUCUACUUCAACAUCGACACCCAGGUGCUCGAUAAAAUGCCCAAGAGGCCUGGAAGGCAAGGCUGGAACAAUAGGACCGAUUAUUACUUUGGAGAAUCGUGUGGUCAUUUGCAUUUGACUGAGAUGACCGGUCCUUCAAUUGGAUUCAAUGUGUACGAGAUGAGAAGGGAUUACUCGGAGUGGUUCGUCGUGCACAAGGUAAAUCUUUCGUCAAUUGUUUAUUCUAAUCCUGAGAUGGUGGUGGGUCGUGCUCACGAGUUCGGGUUGUGCAACUUGGUUUUUUCGGUGCUUGCUAUAAUACGCGGAGAGAGGGAGGAGGAUUCUUUCUUGGUUAUCCAGCUUCCCGGGAAAGCAAUCCGAUACAAUCUUGUUAGCAAGACUUGCGAAAACUUACCUGUGGUUGAAGAUACGGAUAUGAUCGAACGGUGUUUAAUGUAUCCCGAAACAAUCCCGAUUACAAGUUCUCUUAGGCCAAACGGCAUCGUUUGGAAUGUUGAUGGGAUUGAUAAGUUAUUAGAGUCUAGUGCGACAAACGAGUUCGAUCGGAAAAGUAUUGAUAGUUCGGGUCUAAGCCCUAAAUUUGUUGAGUUGUACUUGAUAUUGGGUGAAUUAGGUGGUUCUACUUUUCAAAUUCAAAUAAAAAUUCAAAGUAUAACCGCAAACUUCAUAUAUAAGCAAUAA